Messenger RNA from Cololabis saira (Pacific saury), 1936 nucleotides. Its product is annotated as ubiquitin carboxyl-terminal hydrolase 2-like. Gene Ontology annotation, molecular function: cysteine-type deubiquitinase activity. Gene Ontology annotation, cellular component: cytoplasm. The transcript has 13 exons. Gene Ontology annotation, biological process: protein deubiquitination. NCBI's taxonomy places the organism in Eukaryota, Metazoa, Chordata, Actinopteri, Beloniformes, Belonidae. The record is from RefSeq and is a predicted model, not a curated record. The coding region runs from base 128 to 1864 and encodes 578 amino acids.
ACUGUGCUCAUACUACUCUCUAAGUAGCACUCCACUGCUUUCUGUCUGGCCUGGCUGUUGAUAACACCGACGUCAAUGCAGUCUUCCAGAAGCUCUCCGUCCCAGGGGCUGAGAAACCAGCAAGAGCAUGUCUCGCGUCUCCUCCACUGCCAAGCACUAUGCUGGCACCUCCUACACGAGCCACUACAGCUCCUACAGCUCUUCCCUGACGCCGGGCCUUCGCUAUUUCAGUGAGCGGGACAGACUGCCCAUCUCCUCCUCAGGUUACUCUCCAUCCAGCUAUCUGACGAGCUCUGUUGGCCGUAGCCACAACUACAGCACCUCCUCAGAACCCACCGGCAGUCGAGGUAGAACCCUCCCACAUACCGACAUCCUCAGAAGCAGCAGUACCAGCCACCGGACUGAAAGCUUGAGUAGAACUCCUGUCAGGAGCAUCUUGGGAUCAGGUCUGAGUGGGGGGUCUACUUAUUCCGGCUACAGUUCCUACUCAUCAUCUCCAGCCCAGUCUAGCUACCUCUCUUCUUCACGACGAAAAUCUGCGUCACAGAAUGACUUGAGCAGGGACUUAGCUACUCUGAGGCUCAACGAUGCCGCUUCCUCUUCGUACACCCCUCGAUCUUCCAGCUACCGCAGUCAAACGACAGAUGUGUCUGAUUCAUAUGGCACGAGAUCCCACCUGGGUUACUCGAGUCUUCUACGGAGCUCCACUCGGGAGCCCUUCUCCCAGAGCUCCAACCAGGAAGCCUUGAGGGACAGCAGCAGUAGAUCAUAUAAAUCUUCUAAAUGGGAGCCAAGAAGCCGUGAUCCGUCCGACCUCUCAACCGGGAAUCCUACGAACUCAAAAAGUGCCCCAGGCCUGGUCGGACUGAAGAACUUAGGAAACACUUGUUUCAUGAACAGUAUCCUGCAGUGUCUGAGCAACACGCAGAGUCUCCGGGACUACUGCCUGCACAACUCCCACCACCGAGACCUGAACAGCCGCACCAACACCGCGCUCAUGGAAGAGUUUGCCAAGCUUCUGCAGAGCUUGUGGAAAACAUCCGGCAGUGACGCGGUCAGCCCAUCGGAGUUCAAGAGUCAGAUCCAGAGAUUUGCUCCCAGAUUUAUGGGAUACAACCAACAGGAUGCUCAGGAGUUCCUGCGCUUCCUCCUGGACGGGCUGCACAACGAAGUGAACAGGGUGACGUACAGGCCCAGAGGCAGCGUGGACGACUUUGACCACCUCCCAGAUGGUGAGAAAGGGAAGAAGAUGUGGAGUAAAUACCUGGAGAGAGAAGACAGUAAGAUUGUUGAUCUGUUCGUUGGACAGCUGAGGAGCUCUCUGACCUGCUGUCACUGUGGAUUCUGCUCCACCGUCUUCGACCCCUUCUGGGAUCUCUCUCUGCCCAUCGCCAAGAAGAGCUACGGGGAGGUGACGCUGAUGGACUGCAUGCGGCUCUUCACCAAAGAGGACGUCCUUGAUGGGGACGAGAAACCAACUUGCUGCAGGUGUAAAGCCAGGAGAAGGUGCACGAAGAAGUUCACGAUACAGAAGUUCCCCAAGAUCCUAGUGCUGCAUCUGAAACGCUUUUCCGAGGAAAGAAGAAGUAGCAAACUAUCCACCUUUGUUAACUUUCCCCUGAAGGAUCUGGAGCUCCGGGAGUGUGCCUCUGAAAACACCAAUGCCACGUACAGCCUGUAUGCCGUGUCCAACCACUCAGGCACCACCAUGGGCGGUCAUUACACAGCUUACUGUCGCAAUCCAAACUCUGGGGAAUGGUACACGUUUAACGACUCCAGAGUGACGCCAAUGCCGUCCAGCCAGGUCCGCGGCAGCGACGCCUACGUCUUGUUCUACGAGCUGGUUUCCUCCUCGCGGAUGUGAAGCCCUGGGAGUAACGGGGGGGUCAGCACCGGCCAACAACCAGGGAUCGGACCGGAGGAGGAGGAGGAGGAG